GGAGGGAGCCGGCGGGCGCUUGGCAGCGGUGCCCAUGGUGCAGGAUCAGGGCGGCGGGGAAGAAGCCGCCGGUCUGAGCGCCGGAGGGGCAGAGGCGGCCGAGCGAUGGGAGCUCAGGCGGGGAGGAACCGGGACGCCGGAGGAGGAAGAGGAGGACGGAGGUGCCCCGGAGCAGCCUUGCCCGUCUCAGGUUCACGACAUGGAAGCGGCGGGCGCUGCCAAGCCGGGCGAGGGCGCCUCCUGGACCUGCUGCCCGAUGCGCGGGAUAAAGAUGAAAAGUGGGUGUCCAGGACUUGGCUUGUUCUACACCUUAUUAUCUGCCUUCCUGUUCUCUGUUGCUUCUUUAUUUCUAAAGAAAAUUGAAGAUGUUCAUUCAGUGGAAAUCAGUGCUAUUAGAUGUGUUUUUCAAAUAACAUUUGUUCUUCCUGGAUUAAUAUACUUCAAAACAGGAUUCCUAGGACCAAAGGACAAGCGAAUCGUUCUUUUCCUCCGAGGACUCCUUGGCUCCAGUGCAAUGAUCCUUGUUUACUAUUCUUUCCAAGUGAUGCCGCUUGCCGACGCGACCGUCAUUACAUUCAGCAGCCCGGUUUUUACAUCUUUCUUUGCCUGGAUCUUCCUCAAAGAGAAAUACAGUCUCUGGGACCUUCUUUUCACCCUGAUUACGAUCACCGGAGUCGUGUUUAUAGCAAGGCCCCCUUUCUUAUUCGGAUCCAAUGUCCUCGACCUGGAAGAAAGCUACGCGGAUCACCUCAAAGGAACCAUCGCGGCCAUCGCAAGUGCCGUAGCCGCUGCCUUAACGUUUGUCAUCCUAAGGAAAAUGGGGAAAUCCGUCCACUAUUUUCUGUCCGUUUGGUAUUACGCAAUAAUUGGGCUAAUUGUCUGUGUAAUCACGCUUUUUAUAAUGGAUGCGUGGAGUUUGCCCAAUUGUGGUAUAGACAGAUUUCUCCUAAUAUUAAUUGGAGUGUUAGGACUUGGCGGCCAGAUAUUUCUUACUAAAGCAUUGCAGAUCGAAAAAGCUGGCCCCGUGGCUAUAAUGAAAACCAUGGAUGUGGUGUUCGCUUUUAUAUUUCAAGUGCUUUUUCUUAAUCAUAUACCAAGAUGGUGGACAGUGGGAGGUGCUCUGUGUGUGGUAGCCAGUAGCUCCGGAACAGUUUUCCGCAAGUGGUAUCAAAACUCCAAAAGAAGCACAGAACAGAACAUUUAAACCACUAGACGUUCUGUCAUUGUUAAAUAAAACAAAGUAUUAUUUCACUUACUUUCAACAAUUCAUCAAUUGGCCAGUUCUCUCGCCUCUGUGUUUCAUUAUCUAGGAAAAAAAGGUUCCACCACAAAUGCGCGAACGACAAAAGCGCGCCUGACUAAACCGCGGUGACAAAACC
Thamnophis elegans (Western terrestrial garter snake) is the source of this 1379-nucleotide messenger RNA. It is a transcript of the gene SLC35G1, whose product is annotated as solute carrier family 35 member G1. Bases 35 to 1204 code for a protein of 389 amino acids. Lineage: Eukaryota; Metazoa; Chordata; Lepidosauria; Squamata; Natricidae. The record is from RefSeq and is a predicted model, not a curated record. The transcript is spliced from 3 exons. Gene Ontology annotation, cellular component: plasma membrane; endoplasmic reticulum membrane. Gene Ontology annotation, biological process: regulation of cytosolic calcium ion concentration; calcium ion export across plasma membrane.